Molecule: messenger RNA, 3516 nt
Organism: Acanthocheilonema viteae
Lineage: Eukaryota; Metazoa; Nematoda; Chromadorea; Rhabditida; Onchocercidae
Source: the annotation of a GenBank genome assembly
AUGGUAGUAUUGAAAACUGGUAAUGAAUUCUCGGAUGCGUUUAGUGGGCAAUACGAUCAAAGUGCCAUCGAUAAGUUUAUCAGUACCAUUUUAUGCAGGGGUGAUUUCGCCAAGCAAAAGCUUGACGCAAGACCGGUUUCCUUUUUUCAACUGUUUGAAAAAUCUGACACGUUUUGGUACCAAGCUUAUGUAUACAUUUAUCUUUAUGCAUCAGUCGGAGUUUCGAUGGUUAUUGUCACCAUUACACAAUAUAUUUGCUUGAAAAUUGCAUCUUUAAAUAUAACAUGCACGAUGCGAAAGGAAUACAUGAAGUCAUUAUUACGUCAGGAUGCGGCAUGGUUUGAUCAACAGAAGACCGGAACGUUGACUGCCCAACUGAACGCAAAUAUAGAAAAAAUUAAGGAUGGUAUCGGUGAUAAAGUAGGCAUGAUUUUACGUGGCAUAACAAUGUUUUUGAUCUCUCUAGUGAUCGGAUUCAUCUAUGAGUGGCGGAUAACGUUGGUAAUGCUUGGCACGGGACCAGCUUCUGCUGCGCUUUUGUCUAUCAUGGCUCGAAAAGUGGAACGUUCAAACGGCCUGCAGGUUAGUGCUGAUGGUCGUGCUGCAGCAAUUCUUGAAGAAUCAAUCAUAAAUGUAAAAACGGUAGCUGCUUGUAAUGCACAAGAAACAAUGAUCGGACGAUACGCUGCAGCACUGAAAGCGUGUCGUAAAUUUGCAUUGCAGACACAUGCAUUCGCAGGAUAUAUAUUUACUGUUGCAAAUGUGAUAAUGUUUGGUUCUUACUAUCUUGGCGUACUUAGUCCACACUUGAUGGCUGUACUUAAUGCGCGAGUUGCUGCAGCUGUUAUCUACAAAAUAAUCGACCGAAAACCAUCUAUUGAUUCUAGUUCAAAAGAUGGUAUAAAGCUGAACGAGGUAAAUGGUCUAGUAGAAUUUCGAAACGUUAAAUUUUCAUAUCCAACGAGUAAAGAACAUUUGGUUCUCAACGGCUUAUCGUGGGUAGCAAAACCGGGUGAUACGGUAGCGCUUGUGGGUCAUAGUGGAUGUGGCAAAAGCACCUCUAUUGGUUUAUUAACUUCCCUAUAUACCUGUAAUUCGGGUGCAGUGCUGAUUGAUGGAAUUAACGUGCUCGAUAUCAAUAUCCACAGUUUGAGAAAUGUUGUUGGCGUUGUACAACAGGAACCGUUGUUAUUCACCGGCACAAUCAAAGAAAAUAUACAACUUGGUAAUCCUGAUCUUACAGAUGAAGAAAUCAUUAAUGCUUGCAAAACCGCGAAUGCACAUGAUUUUAUUGAUAAACUAAGUGAGGGCUACGAUACGAGGAUCGGAGCUGGAGGUAUACAACUAUCCGGUGGGCAAAAACAACGAAUAGCGAUUGCGCGAACAAUAGCUCGAGAUCCAAGAAUUCUGCUUCUGGACGAAGCUACUAGCGCACUGGAUGCGGAAAGUGAAGUGAUGGUGCAAAACGCCCUAAAAAAGGCAUCUGUUGGACGUACAACAAUCGUCAUUGCCCAUCGAUUGUCAACAUUGCGUGAUUCUAAUCAAAUUAUAGUUCUUGAUAAAGGUCAGGUCGCUGAAAUCGGCACGCAUAAGGAGCUUUGCAGCCGAAAGGGUGGUAUUUAUGCAUCGCUGGUCAAAUCACAGCAGUUUGAGGAAAAACGAAAGGUGGCACCUGUCCCGGCUGAAGAACUUCCAUCACAAGCAUUUCAUAGAUCCUUUACUGGAAGUAGUCGGAACUCAUCAGAUUACGGUAUGCUAUCAUCAAUGACACGAGGUAGCAUUAUGAGUGGUGAUGUGAAACGUGCAUCAAUUACUAAAGAACUGUCAGAAAAAAUUAUUGGACAACAUGGAAAGAAAAAAAAUAAAUCAAAAGGUUUGUGGCAAUUGUAUACGAACUGUCACGGCAAUUACGGAAAGUUGACAUUGGCCACGUUCGUGUCAUUGCUUCGUGGGAUGGAAUUGCCAGCUUUUGUAUUGAUUUUCAAUCUUACAUUUGACGCAUUCGCACCGACGGAUUUGGAAUCAAUAAUGCGACGAAUUUUACCUGUUGCCAUUAUUUACAUCGCACUGGGUAUAGCAUGCGUAAUUGUCCUUUUUGCUGCAACAUUUACAUUUGGAUGGGCUGCAGAAUGUGUUGUAGACUUUCUACGCCUCCGAGCGCUGCGAAAUAUUCUUUAUCAAGAUGCUGCAUAUUUUGAUACGCCAUCUACAAGCACUGCUGUGACUGUCACACGUAUAUCUGUUGAUGCUCCAAACAUUAAAGCUGCGCUUGAUUCGCGAAUGAUGCAAAUUGUGAAUAACGUUGUGGCGAUUUUUGUGAUGGUUGUUGUUGCAAUAGCAUUCAAUUGGCGAAUUGGCUUAGUUGGCACUGGAAAUCUCCUAACACUUAUUUUGCUGCUUUUACUUAUUGCACGUAAAAUGCAGAAUUUGAAUAAAUGUGCCUUAAAAAAGGAUCUUACUGGUCAAGAACUGUUGCGUUUGCAGAAAAAAAGUGGCCCAUAUGAAGCAGUACUUUUUGCCGUUACAUCCUCUUUCAUGUUUUUCGGUGAUAUGCUAUCAUAUGCAGUAGGCAUUGCAUUAAUCUACUAUGGAUAUUCAACACCAAAUGAAGUUUUCACCGCUUCAAUGUCAAUUUCAACCAGUGGUUGGGCACUAAUUAUGGUUGCUGGUUGUUUGAAUACAUUUGUCAUGGCAUCUCCAGCUUCGGAUUCAUUAUUCCAGAUCAUCAAUACUGGAAGUAAUUCUGGUACUGUUGAUGAAGGCUCACGUCCAGAAAUAACGGGUGAUGUUGAGUUUAAAAAGAUCCAUUUUUCAUAUCCAACAAGGCCACAGCGAAAUAUUCUUAAUGGUCUUAAUUUAACAGCCUAUGCGGGACAAACAAUUGCUGUCACUGGACCAUCUGGAAGCGGCAAAAGUACUGUAAUCGCAUUACUGGAACGUUUUUAUCAAUUUAGUUCUGGAAAAUUGAAUUUGGAUGAUCAUUCAAUCACAAAAAUAUCACUUCGAUACUUACGCGAUCAAAUGGCACUGGUCGGUCAGGAACCGAUACUGUUCAGCGGCACAAUAGUAGAAAAUAUCUUGCUUGGUACUACUGGUAAAACAAUGGAUGACGUACGUGAAGCUUGUAGAAUAGCCAAUGCUAUUGGUUUCAUUGAAGCUUUACCAAAGGGCUAUGAGACGGAAGUCGGCGAACGUGGAGGGCAGCUGUCAGGCGGUCAGAAACAGCGUAUUGCGAUUGCCAGAGCAUUAGUUCGAAACCCGAAAAUAUUGUUGCUUGAUGAAGCGACCAGUGCAUUAGAUGUAAAAAGCGAAAGGAUAGUUCAAGAAGCACUGGACAUGGCAAGUAGUGGUCGGACAUGUAUUACAGUUGCGCAUAGGCUAUCAUCCAUUCAACACGCAAAUAAAAUAUUUUUCGUCGAAAAUGGACGAGUGGUCGAAGAGGGAACACAUCAAGAGCUUAUCGAAUUAGACGGAAAGUAUGCUGAUCUGAUCCGCAAACAAGACUUGAAGUCGUAA